GAGCCCUUAGCACCGAAUCCCCUGCCCCACCCUCCCCUGCGCCAACCGCGGAGGUGUUCCGGGAAGAGCUGAUCUCGGGGGAGGCCGGGGACGCCGCGAAUCUCCGGUCCCCCGUCCCCGCGGCUGACCGCAGCGCCCUGCCCGGGGCCACUCUGCAGAGGCCUCGCCGGGGAGCACGGGCCGGGCACGGGGCCACCAUGUCCAACCCCUUCCUGAAGCAAGUUUUCAACAAGGACAAGACUUUCCGGCCCAAGCGCAAGUUCGAGCCGGGCACCCAGCGGUUCGAGCUGCACAAGAAGGCGCAGGCGUCGCUGAACGCGGGGCUCGACCUGAAGCUGGCCGUGCAGCUGCCCCCCGGCGAGGAGCUCAGCGACUGGGUGGCCGUGCACGUGGUGGACUUCUUCAACCGCGUCAACCUCAUCUACGGCACCAUCGGCGACGAGUGCACGGAGCAGUCCUGCCCGGUCAUGUCCGGCGGCCCCAGGUACGAGUACCGCUGGCAAGACGAGCACCAGUUCCGCAAGCCCACGGCGCUGUCGGCCCCCCGCUACAUGGACCUGCUCAUGGACUGGAUCGAGGUGCAGAUCAACAACGAGGAGCUCUUUCCCACCCACGUUGGCACGCCGUUCCCCAAGAACUUCCUGCAGGUGGUGAGGAAGAUCCUGUCGCGACUGUUCCGCGUGUUCGUGCACGUCUACAUCCACCACUUCGACCGCAUCGCGCAGAUGGGCUCCGAGGCGCACGUCAACACCUGCUACAAGCACUUCUACUACUUCGUCAAGGAGUUCGGCCUCAUCGACACCAAGGAGCUCGAGCCGCUGUGGGCCCGCACGGACCUGUGCCCUGCGGGCAGCCGGCGCCUGGGAGCCCCGUGUCUGCUUCACGACAGAUGGGGUCCCUCUCCAAUGCACGUGCCCCGGUUCCGGGGCCCCCAGGCGUGGGUCUCUGGCAAGCGGGAGCAGACGAAGGGGCGGUGGGUAGGGCUGCGCAGGAACCAGGGCAGGGCUGGCUUCUCGCCCCUAGAGGGCGUGCUGUCUCCGUGGGAAUUGAGCGGCUUCUCGGGAAUCACGUUAUCUGGCAACACCUUCUAA
This is a messenger RNA of Puma concolor (puma), 1091 nucleotides long. Lineage: Eukaryota; Metazoa; Chordata; Mammalia; Carnivora; Felidae. The record is from RefSeq and is a predicted model, not a curated record.